AUGGCGGACGCAGCCGUGAAGAAAGAAGAGCAGGAGCCUGCCAAACCCCCAACCACUACCACUGCCCCUCCACCCGAGGUAGCGUCAGAUCCCGAAGAAGAUGACCUCUCCGACCUUGACGAUGUGCUCGAUGAGUUCGCCAACACCAAGCUAGACGCCAAAGCUCCUACCGCCUCGUCGAUAGAAGCAGCAUACCCCAAGUCCAGCAAUGCGCCGUCAUCCUCCGGGCCCGGAAGGCCACCCUCGGACAUCUCUCCUGCCGAACUCAUGAUGGAAGACCCAGAUGCGUUUCAGGAACAGUUGACGAAAGAAAUGGAACAGCUGCUCGGUCAAGGCGACUUCCAGAAACAGUUCGAGGAUAUCAUGAAGGAGAUGAGUGAGGAGAUGGGUGGCGCGAACCCACUGGCAGAUCCCGGACAUUUGCAUGCGCAUGCGCAAACUGAUGAAAGUGCAAGUGAAACCAAGGAGAAGGCGGCACCCAGUCAGUCCGAAAAGGAAACCGCUGCCAAGGCGGAGAAGAGCUUCCAGGAAACUAUCAAGAAGACGAUGGAGCGCAUCCAGUCUUCCUCCGAUACCGCAACCUCCGCAGCCGCAUCCUCGUCCCAAGACGACAUCCUUGCGCAGAUGCUCGCAUCCAUGGAAUCUGGUGGCUUCGGUGGCGCGGGCGAGGGCGGCGACGAAGACUUCAGUAAAGUGCUCAUGAGCAUGAUGGAGCAGCUUACCAACAAGGACAUCCUCUACGAGCCCAUGAAGGAGCUGGACGACAAAUUCCCAGCGUGGAUGGAGAAGAACAAGGAUAAGACGGAGAAGGACGACCUGAAGAGGUACGAGGAGCAGCAGACUUUGGUUAGGGAGAUUGUAGGGAGAUUUGAAAGGAAAGGGUACAGUGACGACAACGCGCAGGACAGGGAGUACAUUGUCGAGAGGAUGCAGAAGAUGCAAGCAGCUGGCUCUCCCCCACCCGACCUUGUCGGCGAUAUGAACGCUGCGCAGGAGGCGCUUCAGGAUAUGGACCAGGGCUGCCCGACUCAGUAA
This is a messenger RNA of Alternaria burnsii, 1035 nucleotides long. Its product is annotated as pex19-domain-containing protein. Gene Ontology annotation, biological process: protein import into peroxisome membrane. The transcript has 2 exons. Lineage: Eukaryota; Fungi; Ascomycota; Dothideomycetes; Pleosporales; Pleosporaceae. The record is from RefSeq and is a predicted model, not a curated record. Gene Ontology annotation, cellular component: peroxisome; peroxisomal membrane. Bases 1 to 1035 code for a protein of 344 amino acids.